This is a messenger RNA of Haliotis rufescens (red abalone), 3100 nucleotides long. RefSeq names its product solute carrier family 22 member 8-like. Lineage: Eukaryota; Metazoa; Mollusca; Gastropoda; Lepetellida; Haliotidae. The transcript is spliced from 11 exons. Bases 91 to 1809 code for a protein of 572 amino acids. Gene Ontology annotation, molecular function: transmembrane transporter activity. Gene Ontology annotation, biological process: transmembrane transport. Gene Ontology annotation, cellular component: membrane. The record is from RefSeq and is a predicted model, not a curated record.
UAGUGAUUUCUUACUAUGCGACGUUAAAGAGGCAACUUCAGUGUUGGACGUCUACAUAACAUACCGACAUCGAUUCGACGUUACUCCGGGAUGCCAAAAGUACACACUGAAGUCGAUCCUCUCCUAGAUGCACUGGGGGGGAGAGGGAGGUAUCAGUUGCUACAAUACUUCGUCAGCAAGAUAUAUGCCUUCUCGGCUGCCUUCCAGCUCCUAAACUUUGUCUAUGUGGCAAGAAGUAUUCCCCACACGUGUGGUCAGCCCAGCAACAUAUCAGACAUCUUUACCGCAAUUGACGAUGACACAUUCACCAUCAACAACAGCAACAUCUACUACGACAAGUGUGGCAUCAGAGUCGUGGCCAACAUCAGUGGCGACACGGAGACGAAACAGCUGCCAUGUUUGUACGGCUAUAACUUCGCCGAGAAGAAGGAACUCUCCAUCAUAUCAGAUAUGGAGAUAGUGUGUGAUCAAGCUCCUCUCAAAGGCCUUGGACAAACCCUGCUGAUAGUCGGGCAAGGACUAGGUGCAGCUUUUCUCCCAAUAUUUUCUGACCGCUUUGGUCGGCGUCCUAUCCAUCUCCUGUCCCACGUGAUUGUCAUGGCCCUGGGUGUCGGAGUAGCCUUCUCUCCCAACUUCACAGCCUUCCUUGUGCUCAGACUGAUUCUGGGAAUGUUCCAACAGGGUAUAGUUCUGACUGAUGCUACCAUUGGAAUCGAGGUUUUCCCAACAAAACACCGUAAGCUUGUGGCAUUCCUGUCCAACAUAAGCUGGAGCAGCUGUCACCUAUGUCUGCCUCUGGUCGCCUACCUUCUCCGGGACUAUUCCUGGAGGAUCCUGCAACUAGGCUGCACUUCAGUGUCACUGGUCAUCAUUCUACAGUUCUUUUUCCUCGAGGAAUCACUCCGAUGGUUGGUAGCCAAUGGCAAGCCUAAACAAAUCAAGAAACUUUUGAAGAGAGCGGCAAGGAUCAGCCAAGUAGACUAUCAGCAUGUUCUCGAUGUUUAUGCAAGUCUUAACACUGGUCAGGAAGAAACUCAGAAAGACCAAGGAGGGACCACAUCAAAGGAACAAACAGAAUCUCUGCUUACUGACCCCGUGGUACAGACAGUUGACGACGAAACACAUUCUCUGCUUGACUUCAUCAAAGUCAAACGACUGGGUCUGAAUGUGGCUGUUCUCUGGUUUAUAUGGUUUACUGACAGUAUGACCUAUUUUGGACUGUACUUCACAUCUGAUGCCUUGGCUGGAGAUAGGUUUGUGAAUGUAGUUCUACUGAUAGUGGUGACGAUGCCGUCCAGUGUUGCCAUCUACUACCUCGUCGACAGGAUUGGGCGAAAGUGGACUUGCAUCCUUUUACACCUUACCACUGGGUUUGGAUUGGUUGGAGCUACUGUUGUCAGAGAACUCAUGGGCAACACUGGAGCGGGGGCAAUCAUAUCAACUGUUUUUUCCUGUUUCGGCUUCUUCGGAGCAUUUGGAGCAUUUGGUACACUUUUCUUCUACACCCCGGAAAUAUUUCCAACCAAUAUCAGGAACGUUGGCUUAGGGACGUCAUCUGCAUUUUCAAGACUUGGUGGGAUGUUAGGACCAUUUGCCGGACUACUGAGUGAGUAUGUGACCUGGGGCCCGGGUGCGGUGUUCACGUGUUGUUGUUUAGCGGCAACCGCCAUGAUCAAUUUGCUCCCGGAGACCAACGGAAAAGAGCUCCCUCAGACAAUCAGUGACGUGAAGGCCUGGUACGAGACGAACAACGGCGAACAAAAGAUGGACGCAAAAGUGAAGGAGAAGGCGGAACAGAAGACCGAAUAACAGGCACUGUCGCAGCAUCCGCUCUAACAUGCACUGUAGCAGCAUCCGCUCAUCAGCAAGAAGUGUCCCUCCUUUGCUUUGUUUCGUCUAACAGUUCCUACAUGUUAGUUAAAAUAAGGAGGUUGUCGUGUUUCGUGACAGAACGUAGUAAAUGGAUUUCAGUACGCGUCCAUCUUCCUCAUAAAUACACGGGUUGGUGUUAUAUAUAAGAGUUCCAAUUCGACUGGGUUAAAGGAACGUGAAAAUACUGCUUAAGAAAAUUAUUAUUGUGAAUGCUAUGUUAGAGCUGUACUUUCUUAGAUCAAUGUCUAAAUUACACCGUACUUACGUACGUAUGUUUCUGUCGCUAUUUGUUUCGCGGAUUGUGUGUGUGUGUGUGUGUGUGUGUGUGUGUGUGUGUGUGUGUGUGUGUGUGUGUGUGUGUGUGUGUGUGUGUGUGUGUGUGUGAGUGUGUGUGUUUCUAUUUCAGUUUUUUUUUUGUGUCUGUGUGUGUGUGUUUCUGUCUGUUUUCUGUCUGUGUGAAAUUUUAUAAUCCGUCAUGUCCUACGAUUACGUGUAAUACAAUGUUUAAAUGUGUAUGAUUAAUGACUACAAUGUCCAGCCGUGGUACUGAUUUAUGGUCAAAAGAUGUUACUCUCUAUGUUUUCAUGUUUCAAAAGAAUAUAAUGAAACAUAUAUAAUUACAAUUAUACUUAAUAGUUUUAUAUUUAGUAACCAACUGAUCGCGUCAAACACAUCUGUCAUAUGUAGCGGCCAAAUAUCCCACAUGCACUGGUUUUAACCCCAGGCAAUCUGAUCAGGCGUCGAGAGCCUUCUGUACACAGGAGCUACAGAACUAAUGGGCCUGCUUGCAAGGACGUCAUCUGUGGAGUACCUUCACGCCCUGCCAAUUGGCUGGUGAAAAUACCACUGUUGAUUGUAUGCAUUAAUCUACUGGUCUGUACUUCUGAAAAGGAAAUGUUUGUUUGAAAUAUGAGAGGGUGUUUAAUUUUAGGGCAGGGCAUGGUUACCAUUUUCGCUAACACCGGGUGUCAUCAUUGAUUUUCCGAGAGAAUAACCAGUCUCGAUAAUCCGCCAAAACAUAUUUCAUUGGGCGUAAAUAGAAAAUCAAAACAAUGUUAGAACACAAUGUUAAAAUAUCUCUGAAUUUUAGAAUGUAAGAAUUUUAUCAUAAUUGUUUUCUUCAACAGUAUCUGCCUAGGACACUGUGAUUAACAAUCAGGCCAACCGGUACGGUGCCACGCACCACAAUGGCUGACUGUGUGGGAUAAUAAUUGAUAAUAAUUGCCAA